AUGGAUGCUGAAAACUCGACUAAAACAAUUGUCGAAUCAUGGUUUAUUCCAAUUGAUAUUCUUGCAAUUAUCUUGAAUGCCAUAACUACAAUCCUGGCGAUAAUAGCUUUAACUAUAAUUACUUGCGACAGAUCGUGUCGAACCGCUAGUUCGAUGAUCCUUGUUGGAAAUUCGUGCGUGGCAACAUUGAUGUUUGCAGUUGAAAUACUUUGUAUGAAUGUGUUUACUCUCCAGAAUGAUCUGAAUCAGAUUCGAUAUGAAUAUCCACUUUGUGUCGUACUUGGAUGUUUAAAUUACACAGUAUGUGCUAUGGAAAACUAUUCGUUUCUCUUACAGGCGAUGUAUCGAUAUUUAUUAAUUGUUUACCCAACUCGUACUUUCUGGCAUUCAUGGCAAAUGCAAAUGUUAUACAUUUGUAUUUCAUCGAUCAUGGUUGGUAUUUUACCAAUAUUAUUUCUGUUUACGGGACAGCGCACAUAUGAUGUGGACAAUCAAAUGUGUCAAAUGUAUCUUCGAUUUUCUUUUCCAGUCGUUUACAUGGCGGUUUGUCUCUAUGUCAAUUUAUUUUAUCUUAACUCGAUAUGUUAA
Messenger RNA from Adineta ricciae, 588 nucleotides. NCBI's taxonomy places the organism in Eukaryota, Metazoa, Rotifera, Eurotatoria, Adinetida, Adinetidae. The record is from the annotation of a GenBank genome assembly.